Molecule: messenger RNA, 1048 nt
Organism: Corticium candelabrum
Lineage: Eukaryota; Metazoa; Porifera; Homoscleromorpha; Homosclerophorida; Plakinidae
Exons: 1
Coding region: 64-576 (170 amino acids)
Source: RefSeq, a predicted model, not a curated record
ACGAACUACAGCCAUGAAGCUGCCAAUCUACUUGCCAACUUAAAAAGCAACUUUUCAGAGCAAAUGGCCUACAUAGUCACCCACAACAGGACAGUUAAUGUGUCUGGACGUCCAGGAAAAGGCAAGCCCAUAGACAUGGCAAUCGAACACCACAAUUUAAUUCUAAAAAAUGCCCUUCGUUCCUCAAGUGCCAAUGUCACAGAGGAGCAUCUCUCAACCAUUAGCCUAGCAUCACAGCAACUGCAUGAAGCAGCAAUUUUGUACGACACAGAAUUAAAUAUCUCAGUAUAUGAUGGAACUCACACGGAGACUUCCUCCCAAAAUGACAUACUAAAAAUGACUAAGUCGUUGUUAGAGAACAGAGUUACUACAAAGAUACCAGGCCGGCACAUUCAAUCUUCUCAACCAUUUGAACCACCAUUCGACAUUGGGUGGAAUGUGGCAAUUGGAAAGCGCUGGAUCAAGAAGUUUCUGAAAAAAACCGAAACAAUAGAAGACUUUGAAUGUAAUGACAGAGAAUACCAUAAUGAUAUGGAGGACAUUGAGAUUACUAAAAGUGUGUGGCAAGAUUUUUAAAAUUAUGCACAUGAUACCUGUACAAACUGAUGGGCACCAUUGCAACACCAAAGUGAUAUGCCAGUAAAAUUUAACUUAUGUCUACAUUACCUCUUUUGUAACAAUACUUAUUAAAUUUAGUAACAAUAACAGCAUUAUAUAUCUCUUUGUAACUCUGUAGUGCUUCUGUUUAUCCAAGAAGCUUAGUAGCUCAAUGACAUAAAUAUUGUUUUAACAACUGUCAGUUCUAUUUAAAUGAGCUCUACAUAGUUUAGAGUCUUGUUGAGUAAUGUAGCCGUAUUACAGAUAUAUGAUCUUUCAACAGAGGAACAGACACAAGGAGCUAAAACCGAACGUAUUUAGGAAGAAUACAAUAAUUGUGUAGAACUAGCUGUUAUCUCUGCUGACACAUCUUAUUGUGUAUUGCAAUAUAAUUACACAUCCUGACAUAUUAUAUAGUAUUACUAACAUCACAUAGAGGCUGUACAGUAGC